Closterium sp. NIES-67 is the source of this 2452-nucleotide messenger RNA. NCBI's taxonomy places the organism in Eukaryota, Viridiplantae, Streptophyta, Zygnematophyceae, Desmidiales, Closteriaceae. The record is from the annotation of a GenBank genome assembly.
CUUCCAUCCGUCUUGCAUUAUGCUUGCUUCUACCAGUGGCUCCUCCUCCUUACCUUUGUUUGGUAGUUUCCACCUUUCCUUACCGCUCCUAGUAGCAUCCUUGCUGGUUCAGACCUUGCUCUCUCGCGAAUCUGGCCACCAGCACCACCUGGAUGACCUUUCUCGCCAAGAGCUUUUCUCUGAGGCUUUGCGAACGAGUCGUCGUGGUCUCUUGCGCCUUCGUGCUCGCACCUACGUUUGAGAACCCGUGAUUCGCGGCGGAGCAUCCGGCGACGUCUCCGUCCUUCAGGAAGCGUCGUUUCACAAGGUCACGGUUCACGUUCUUCAGUUUCAUUGUGUUCAUAGUCGCGCGGAUCCCUCUCGGACCAUCGGACGGCUCACCGUGAUCCGUUUCCGGGAGAUCUCAGUUUCAAAUUAUCAAGUCGGACAAAUCUGCGCAUCGCCAGCACACCAAAUCGCCGUUAAGGGGUCUUUAUCCCUCCCUUAUCCGAACCCUCCGAACCCGCAUACGAACCCUCUUUCGCGUGGUUCUAUUGCGUGGCCCUAUCGCGUGGUUCAUCCAGCCAUGGCGGCCGAAGUCAGCCCAUCUUCAACAGGGCUGCUACUCGGCGUUGGCGUUACCUUCUGCAGCUUGCCUCAGGGCCCGGUCACCAGCAUCACCAUCGGCAGUCCCCCCAGUCACGGCAGCCACAGCUCCCAGGACAAGAGCUGGGAUCACCCUGAUGCCGCCGCCGCACAAUCCCCUCCGCUCUCGGACUCCCCCGACGCAUUCGCGGCCUCGCUUGCGGCGGAGAAGUUCGCUCUGCGCCAGAGCGGAGCAGCGCAGGAGGAGCGCGGAGCAGAACGCACAGCGGCGCGCAGUCCCGACGCAGCGGCGGAAGGCGAGAGCCAAUCCGUGUGCGAGGUGCUACGGUGGGGACAAAAGAAGCGGCUGCGGUACGUGCGCAGCCAGAACCAAGCCGGCAGCAGCCCGCCCUCGCAUCCGCCCUUGGUUGCUGGCGCUCCUGUGACGAGCAUCGAAGCGGGCCCUGCAGGCUAUGCCGCGUGGAGGGACGAGAAGAAAGGCGGGUGGAAGGAGGAGUGGAGGGAGAGCGGCGAGCGAGCGGGAGAGGACGCUUGCGGGUUGUUGAAAGGGACGAAGAAGGGCGCAGAAGCGCGUGCGAUGGAGGGAGCGGAAGGAGCGGAGGGUGUGGAAGGUGCGGAGGGGGGUGGAGCAGAGGCAAGCAGGAUGGGGGAGGAAGCGGUAAAGGAAGAGGCUGGGCGUGGCUCGUCUGCCUUAGCCGCGAGAUCUAUGGAGUUUUCUUACCCUUGCAAGGCUAAGCGUGCGUGUGCGCGCAACCACGAGCCGAGCUUGCCUGGCCUUUGCACGAGGGGUGAGAAAGAGGCUCGUGGGCGAGGCUCCAGGGAGCAGCACGAGCAGCAGCGCGUGGAUGACGUUAACGACGGCGCUAGGGCUCAUGCUUACGCUGAUGCUCAUGCUCAUGCUGAUGCUGAUGCUGAUGCUGAUGCUGAUGUUUCUGGUGGUGAUGCGGACGAGGCGGAAGGAUACGAGGUAGAUGCGGGGGAGGGGGCGUUCAGUGAUGAUGACUCGUGCCCCACUCGCAGCUACGCCAGGCGAAAGCGGCAUCAUGGCCAGCCGCAAAACGCGCGGGAGCACAAGGGGCGAGACAGGGAGAGAGGCAAGGAGCGGAAGAACAUCCGGCACGGGGAGAAGGGCCGUAAGGCUGGCAGCAAGUCAAGCAGCGCCGUACUGGCAGGCGAGGAUCAGUGGGAGGAUCACAGCAGCUGCAGGCUGAUCCAAAGCUAUGAAGAUCUCUUCAGCACGCCACACCCCUCCGUGGCCUCGUUGAUCUUCUCUGGUCAUUGCCCUCUCUCUGCGGCAUCUGCAGCAGCGGCAGCGGCAGCAGCAGCAGCUGCGGCACUGCCGACAGCAGCAGAAGCAGCGUUUGUGGUCCCCAAGUUUCUGAUCAGCCUGUCGCGGAUUGAGAAGGAGGAGGAUUUCUGGGCCAUUCGAGGAGGGAGGCUGCCGCUGAGGCCGAAGAAGAGAGCCAAGGCAGUGGAAAAGGGGCUCCAGCGUCUGCAACCCGGCGCUUGGCUGACUGGAGUUACUUGCGAACGGUAUCAAGUCAGAGAGCGCAAGUCCAAGAAGAAAGCCAGGGGGCUUCGUGGGAUGAGCGGGAGGGGAAGCGACACUGAGUGACAGGACAUGACACUGGGCAGGUUACUUUGGUCGAAGAUGUUCUGGUUGUGAAGACUGGGCUGGGUGAUUGCCCUGCCAGCCAACACAAGACAUUGCUGAGCUUGCACAAGCAGGCCAUGAUAAGUCAUUGUUCUGUUGCAGUCUUCUAGAUAAGCUCACAGUUAGGGCAAGACGAUAUGAUGGCUAGAAAUUAUUGGUACAGCCGAUCUUUUCCCAGGAGAUGUAGCAUGUAAUACUGAGAACACCGUGACA